Lynx canadensis (Canada lynx) is the source of this 1028-nucleotide messenger RNA. It is a transcript of the gene SERHL2, whose product is annotated as serine hydrolase like 2. Bases 80 to 1003 code for a protein of 307 amino acids. The record is from RefSeq and is a predicted model, not a curated record. The transcript has 12 exons. NCBI's taxonomy places the organism in Eukaryota, Metazoa, Chordata, Mammalia, Carnivora, Felidae.
CUGAAGCUCAGCCGUUCUGACUAUCGCUGGCGACCUCGUGGCGGAGUGACGGCCUCGUGCGCCCCGCAGGACGACUGUAAUGGGUCUGACAUCAGAGAUGAAGCUGGCUGUGCCCUGGGGACACAUCGCUGCCAAACUCUGGGGCUCCCAGCAGGGCCCCCCGGUUCUUUGCCUGCACGGCUGGCUGGACAAUGCCAACUCCUUUGACAGACUCAUCCCUCUUCUCCCAAAAGACUUUCAUUACGUUGCCAUGGAUUUCGGGGGACAUGGGCUCUCAUCGCAUUACAGCCCAGGUCUCCCGUAUUACCAGCAAAACUUUGUGAUUGAGGUCCAGAGAGUUGUAGCAGCUUUGAAAUGGAAUCGUUUUUCCAUCAUGGGCCACAGUUUUGGCGGUAUUGUGGGCGGAAUGUAUUCCUGUACCUUCCCCGAGACGGUGGAUAAACUUAUCUUGCUGGACACGUUGCCGUGUGCCCUGGACUAUAAAGAAUCGGAGAACUUGCUGACCUAUAAGCGAAGAAUGAUAGAGCACAUGCUACAGAUAGAGGCCUCCCAGAAGCCCCAGCGAGUGCUCAGCCCGGAGGAGAUGCUGCAGGGGUUCCUGAAGAACAACAGUCACGUGGGUGAGGAAUGCGCACGGCUCCUCCUGCAGAGAGGAACCACCCAGGUGGCCACAGGUCUGGUGCUGAGCAGAGACCGGAGGAUCUCUUUGCCAGAGCACAACAUCGAUUUCGUCAGCAGGGACCUGCUUGUGCAUUUCAUCAGGAAGCUGCAGGCCCACGUCCUGCUCAUCAAAGCAACGCAAGGGUUUUAUAACGUGAGAAGAGAGAACGACGCUGACAAGGAGGCCCUAAAUUUGGUGAAGGACAUACUGAAAUCUGUCCUAAAGGAGUGGUUCCAGUACACAGAAGUCCCGGGCAAUCACUACGUCCACAUGAACCAACCCCAGCGUGUGGCCGGGAUCAUCGGCUCCUUUUUGAAGAGCAGUACCCCGAACCAGCUGUAGCCUGGGCCUGGGGCUUUGCCCCGCU